Messenger RNA from Harpegnathos saltator (Jerdon's jumping ant), 2211 nucleotides. It is a transcript of the gene NO66, whose product is annotated as Bifunctional lysine-specific demethylase and histidyl-hydroxylase NO66. The record is from RefSeq and is a predicted model, not a curated record. Lineage: Eukaryota; Metazoa; Arthropoda; Insecta; Hymenoptera; Formicidae. Gene Ontology annotation, cellular component: nucleolus. Gene Ontology annotation, molecular function: histone H3K4 demethylase activity; histone H3K36 demethylase activity. The transcript is spliced from 6 exons. The coding region runs from base 299 to 2062 and encodes 587 amino acids.
AGGUUACGAAUAAACUGUACUGAUGAAGUAGAAAUUGAAAUUUUGCAGGCGCUAUCGAGUGAGGUCUACACCUGCUAUAUUGCACCAGUGUAGAAAGUUCAGUUUAGGCGGUUAAACCUCGUGUUGUUCCACGUGCUGAGACGCGUAAAGUUUAAAAAAAGAAUUAAUAUAAAUACUGGUAGUAUACGUUGUAGAUUUUUGUUCAAGUAAAACUGCAAUUUCACAACUCAAUUAUUUACUUAGAUUAUUGAUAUCCGCUAUUUGUGACAGCUGUGGAUGGUAUUGAUACAACUUAAAUAUGCGUCAAGAUACUGAACCAAUGUCCGCUUAUGCAAUGCAGAAACGUAAAGCAGAGCAAUUGUCGAAUGUUUCUAAGAAAUUAAAGCAGCAACAUUUGUCACAAAAAAUCGUAGCACCUAAUCCAAACCUUGAAGUGAAAAAGAAUGGAAAGCAAGUGACAACCAAAAAGAAUCAGGUUAAUGGUAAAUGUACUUUCAACGUUGCUGGGAAAUUCAGAAAAAAUAAUGUCAUCAGGAACUUAAGAUCUACAAAAAAUAAAAAGAAAAAUAAAAAAGAUUUGGACAAAACUCAACUAUCAAUAAAAAAUACCAAGAAGAAACAAUUAAAUAAUGAAAAGGACUGUAAAAGUAAAAUAAAUCACCAUCAUUUUAAUCCUAUCAAAGAGAGUACAAACAUAUUUGAGUGGUUGAUAUAUCCCUUUAAAGUAGAAGAUUUUCUUAUGAAUAAUUUUGAGAAGCGUCCAGUACAUAUACAAAGAAACAAACCUUCUUAUUACUUAAGCCUUGUGUCAACACCUUUAUUGGAUGAAAUAUUGAGGGAAAAGAAUGUUCUUUUUACCAAAAAUAUUGAUAUUACCUCUUAUACCAAUGGAGUGAGAGAAACUUACAAUCCAACUGGUCGUGCUGUUCCUAAUGCUGUUUGGGACUAUUAUAUGAAUAAAUGUUCUGUGAGAAUGUUGAAUCCUCAAACGUUUAUACACAAAAUAUACAUGUUAAAUGCUACCCUCCAAGAAUAUUUCGGCUGCUUUGUUGGCUCCAAUCUAUACCUCACACCACCCGGUAGUCAAGGUUUCGCGCCUCAUUACGACGACAUAGAAGCGUUUGUGUUACAAGUCGAAGGCAAGAAAAGGUGGCGACUGUACAGGCCUCCUAACAAAAGUUACUUAGCGAGGUACUCCUCGAGAAACUUUGACGAGUCGGAAAUCGGAGAGCCCAUACUGGACACGAUCCUUCAGGCUGGGGAUUUGCUAUAUUUUCCACGAGGAACCAUUCACCAGGCUGAAACCGCCGACGAUACUCACAGUUUGCACAUUACACUGAGUGUAUAUCAGAAGAAUAGUUGGUACGACUUUCUCGAGAAGCUGCUUCCGCUAACUUUGAAGCGAGCGGCCGAAAGCAACUAUAAUUUUCGCACAGGACUGCCUUUGGAUUAUUUAAAAUAUGUUGGUACUGCGCAUUCUACGAGCAACGGACAAGCCAGGAAAAUUUUCGAGGAAAAGAUCAAGACUUUUUUUGGUUUAUUGAUAGACUACAUCGAUGUAGAUAGCGCGGCUGAUCUGAUGGCCAAGAGUCACAUUCACGAUUUUCUACCGCCUGCUCUCACCUUGGAAGAACAACAAUGUUCAGUAGCCCGAGACGGUGAUAUCAUGACUCAAAACGGGAAUGUUAAACGUUGUGUGCAAAUAGAAUCUGAUACGAUGAUACGUUUAAUAAGGUCGCAUUGCAUAAGGUUGAUGAAAGAAGAGGAUGGUAUAUUUCGGAUAUAUUACUCCACUGAAAAUUCUAAGGAAUAUCAUGAAUAUGAACUGCAAUUUUUAGAAGUCGACGAAGAUUUCGUUGCUGCCGUUAAGGAAAUAAUAAGAUGCUACCCUAAAUUUAUACGUGUGAGGGAUUUGCCGAUUGAGUAUGAAGAGUACAAAAUCCAAAUAGCGAAAGAUCUUUGGGAAAAGGGUCUUCUUAUAACGGACAUUCCUCGACGUAAUAGCGCGAGUAAGAAGAAUAAAAAGAAUUCGAUAACCAAAAAGGAAUUAUUGAAACGGUAGAAGUAACACAUGUAGGCUAAAUCUAUCUAUUUGAAUCUAUUGUCUAAGAAUACGUUGCGUGUUCGUUGCUCUUUUCAUUUACAUUCGACAAACAAUAUUUUAGUAUAUACUGCAAAUAAGACAUCAAAAAUAAUAAAAUUUGAUAUAUA